AUCACCAAUCGCUUUGAAGGUGAAGAUAAAGAACAUGUAACAAGGAUGUUCACGAUAGGUUCGUCGGAUUUGAUCAAACUGCCUAAUGUUUGCCCUGUGCCUAUGCCAAUUCCCUUGGAGAACAAAAAAUCAUCGAUUUGUUAUACCUAUUCCGUUUGCGGUUGUGACGGUAUGAUAUGCUAUUACAAUUACUACACUUGUAUAUAUCUAGUCAAUCCUAAUACUAGAUGGUUACGAAGUGUUCCUCAAGCGGGGCAUCAAGAAGCUGCUCUCAAGGUGAUGAAUAAAAUGGGAACCUGGACGGAAGAUAACGAUGGCAUUUUAUGUAAUCUAGGAUUUGGCAAAGACAAGUUCACAGGCAGAUACAAAUUGGUUUGGUUAUAUAAUUCAUUUGAGUUUACUCUAAGUAACACUACAGUUUGUGAAGUUUAUGAUUUUAAUAACACCAACACUUGGAGGUAUGUGACUGCUUCUCCUGUCCGUAUUUUUGAUGAACAAGCUCCAGUACACUUAGAUGGAUCACUUUACUGGUUCACUGAUGAGUAUAUCACAGACACAAAAGUAUUAUCUUUCGAUAUCCAUACAGAAAAAUUUCACAUGAUCGCAGAAGCUCCAUUUUUCGAAGUAGGUGAGAAGGAAAUCAUCAUGUGCACUCUGAAUAACCGUCUAUGCGUCUCGCAGAAAGAGUGGCCAAAACAAGAGAUUUGGUCACUAAAUAAUUCAGAUAUGACUUGGGACAAAAUAUAUUCGUUAGAUCUACAAACUGAUUAUGAUUGGUUUACGGAUUAUCUGCCACCACCAUGCACUUAUUCGCCAGACGUUGUUCCAUGUGCCAUUCCUGUCGCGGUUUUGAAGAACAAGAAGAAAACACUAGUGCUUUAUUAUCCUCGUGCGAAGAAUCCGAAUCUUUUAAUGUACGAUCCUGAAUCAAGAUCAUAUGAUUUAUGUUUCGUACGUGAUUACAUAGUACAUUCUUGCGAGAGUUCAUUUUCUUGUUUCCCAAGUUUGGUGUCAAUUGUAUAA
Brassica oleracea var. oleracea is the source of this 1023-nucleotide messenger RNA. Its product is annotated as F-box/LRR-repeat/kelch-repeat protein At1g09650-like. Lineage: Eukaryota; Viridiplantae; Streptophyta; Magnoliopsida; Brassicales; Brassicaceae. The record is from RefSeq and is a predicted model, not a curated record. Bases 46 to 1023 code for a protein of 325 amino acids. The transcript has a single exon.